Psammomys obesus (fat sand rat) is the source of this 3939-nucleotide messenger RNA. RefSeq names its product MAGUK p55 scaffold protein 2 (gene Mpp2). NCBI's taxonomy places the organism in Eukaryota, Metazoa, Chordata, Mammalia, Rodentia, Muridae. The record is from RefSeq and is a predicted model, not a curated record. Gene Ontology annotation, cellular component: cell-cell junction; plasma membrane. The transcript has 12 exons. Bases 120 to 1829 code for a protein of 569 amino acids. Gene Ontology annotation, molecular function: protein binding.
CUUGCUAUUGGCUGAGCCCGCAGCUCUCCGAGAGUCCCGCCUUCUUUAGCUCAGCCCGCGUCUAGCCGGGAAGGCGCCGACCUCGCCGGAGACUGUUCUAGGAUUGCCCAGGGGUCGCCAUGGCCUGCAGCCCAGGCAGUGGGGCUUCCUUGGAGGGGAUUUCCCUGGGCUCCUCUGAAGAAGCAGAGCUCCGCAGGGAAGCCAUGCAGCAAGUCUUGGACAACCUGGGAUCCCUCCCCAAUGCCACGGGGGCUGCGGAACUGGACCUGAUCUUCCUUCGAGGCAUUAUGGAAAGUCCCAUAGUCAGAUCCCUGGCCAAGGCCCACGAGAGGCUGGAAGAGACCAAGUUGGAGGCCGUUCGGGAUAACAACCUGGAGCUGGUGCAGGAAAUCCUGCGGGACCUGGCAGAGCUGGCGGAGCAGAGCAGCACCGCGGCGGAGCUGACGCGGAUCCUCCAGGAGCCCCACUUCCAGUCCCUUCUGGAGACACAUGACUCAGUGGCCUCAAAGACCUACGAGACGCCACCCCCCAGCCCGGGUCUGGAUCCCACGUUCAGCAACCAGCCGGUACCUCCCGAUGCCGUGCGCAUGGUGGGCAUCCGCAAGACUGCGGGAGAGCAUCUGGGCGUGACAUUCCGGGUGGAGGGCGGCGAGUUGGUGAUUGCCCGCAUUCUGCACGGGGGAAUGGUGGCUCAGCAGGGCCUGCUGCACGUGGGUGACAUCAUCAAGGAAGUGAACGGGCAGCCGGUGGGCAGCGAUCCCCGGGCGCUGCAGGAGCUCCUGCGCAGCGCCAGUGGCAGCGUCAUCCUCAAGAUACUGCCCAGCUACCAGGAACCCCACCUCCCCCGACAGGUAUUUGUGAAAUGCCACUUCGACUAUGACCCAGCGAGGGACAGCCUCAUCCCCUGCAAGGAAGCGGGCCUGCGCUUCAGCGCUGGGGACUUGCUCCAGAUCGUAAACCAAGAUGAUGCCAACUGGUGGCAGGCGUGCCACGUGGAAGGGGGCAGCGCCGGGCUCAUCCCCAGCCAGUUGUUGGAGGAGAAGCGGAAAGCCUUUGUCAAGCGGGACCUGGAACUGACCCCGACCUCAGGGACCCUGUGCGGCAGCCUUUCGGGAAAGAAAAAGAAGCGAAUGAUGUAUCUGACCACCAAGAACGCAGAGUUUGACCGCCACGAGCUGCUCAUCUAUGAGGAGGUAGCCCGCAUGCCCCCGUUCCGCCGGAAAACCCUGGUGCUGAUCGGCGCGCAGGGUGUGGGCCGGCGCAGCCUGAAAAAUAAGCUCAUUCUGUGGGAUCCAGACCGCUACGGCACCACGGUGCCCUACACAUCCCGGAGGCCCAAGGACUCAGAACGGGAAGGGCAGGGCUACAGCUUUGUGUCUCGUGGGGAGAUGGAGGCCGAUAUCCGCGCCGGGCGGUACCUGGAACACGGCGAGUACGAGGGCAACCUGUAUGGGACUCGGAUUGACUCCAUCCGGGGCGUGGUCGCCUCCGGCAAGGUGUGCGUGCUGGACGUCAACCCCCAGGCCGUGAAGGUCCUAAGGACAGCUGAGUUUGUCCCUUAUGUGGUGUUCAUCGAGGCUCCUGACUUCGAGACCCUGCGGGCCAUGAACCGGGCUGCACUGGAGAGUGGCGUGUCCACCAAGCAGCUGACGGAGGCGGAUCUGAGGCGGACGGUAGAGGAGAGCAGCCGUAUCCAGAGGGGCUAUGGGCAUUACUUCGACCUCAGCCUGGUCAACAGCAACCUGGAGAGGACCUUCCGUGAGCUCCAGGCUGCUAUGGAGAAGCUUCGGUCGGAGCCCCAGUGGGUGCCGGUCAGCUGGGUGUACUGAGCCCUGCUCUGGACCUUGUCCCUUGCCUGGUUGGGAAUCCAUCCUUCACCUGUGACACUCCCCCAUUCCCGCUAACGCUCUUCACCCUCCAUCUCCAGGCUUUCCCCCCCCUGGGUCACAGCGCCCGGUAGGGGGCUGGCUUCAGUACAGAGGUGUGUACUGCCAGGGAGGGAGGUGUUCAUGGGGUACCCCUGUACCCAGGUGCUGCCCACUCCCUCUGCCCCCUGGCCACCAGACAUCCCUUUCUAAGGAUCAUGCUGUGUCCAGGAGCAUCUCAGAGUCACUCCCGUAAUGUUCAGUCCAGGAAAGAGCAGAGCUGCUUGGGGCCUUGUGGUCGGCCCCAGACACUGGAAGGAGACACUGCCAGCUUUUUCUUCCCCGGGGGCUGGCCAUACCCACCAGCUCCCCGGCCCCUCCCAUCCCUUACUCUCGUCCCAGGACCAGCCUUGGGUACUCAGCCCACUAAUAGCUAGGCAGACCCGGGCAGUGGUUCCAGUCUGGACCAUUUUAGAGGCUGGGGACGCCUGGUCGUGAGCUAGUCGCUGCAGCUGGUGACGCAGGCCUCGGCUCUCUGAGGAGCAGACACAGCCUGGUCCCUCCUUUAUUCCCAGCUUCUCACUGCCAAAGUCUCUCCACAGACCUUCUCAAGAUGUCCGUCUUCUGUAAGCCCUGCUCCCCAAACAGGGCAACUGGUGGGUGGCAGUAGGCUUAGCCCAGGCUGGAAAUGGAAAGUUGAACCCUCUGUUGUCGGGACCAAAAGUACUCCAGGCGCCACAGCCCACACUUUGGUUCUCUUCAGGCUCUUCUCUGGAUGGAUCUAAGUGGCCCGCUGGCAUUAGGGCUGAGGAGGGGUGGCAGCUUGGAACCAGACAGAUUAGCUUUAGCUUGGGGGGGGGGCAGAGUAGUGCUUUCUCUUGGUGGUGGCUCUUUGAGGCCCCCUCAUGGAUUUCCCUCAGCUUCUCCUCCCCAUUUCUUACAAGCCCCCAUCCCAGACCCCAGAGCCUGGAACUUUCCUCUACUGUCCUAUUGUCCCCUAGCCUAAGUACCAGCCUUUAGUCCUUAGGGAGGAUGGUUUUGUAAAAUACCGUAAUCCUUUUACGAACCACAUCCUUGACAUCUGGAGACAUCUCAUCCUUCAUUCUUGAGGGGCCCCCUGUCCUCACAGGGGACCCCCGGCACCCCUACCCUGUGCCUCCCAGUUCUCCUGCGUGUCAGUCUUUGCUGCAGCGUCAGCCCAAGCUGGCCCCUGAACCACUGUGUGCCCAUUUCCUAGGGAAGGGGGUGGGGAGGGAAAAGAAAGACUAUUUAUUACAAAUGCUAGAAAUAUAUUUAUUAUAUUAGGAAUCUCAUUUGCAUAGGCAUCAGACGUGCCAAUGAGACUAGAGGUGGGCCUGCCCGCUGCUCAUUUGCAUAGCGCUGCUAUCCACUGCUCAGUCAUUUUCCCGCCUUGGUUUUCCAUUUAGUCCGUGUCCUUUUCUUCAGUUCAGUAUCUUGCUGGGACCCUGACGCUUACUUAGCUGAAGCGGACUGGUUGUGGGAGGGAAAUGGCUUAUUUCCCUGCUUGCCGGUUCCAUCCUCCCCUGGAGGAUGAGUGUAGGGUCGGAGAAUCAUCUGUGACAGCCCCUGAUCCCUUUGAUUAACCCACAAAGCCCCCCUGACCAAAAGACCAUGGCCUCUGAUAGAGAUCUGGUUGGUGCCAUGCUGGAGACUUGGUACCAUUUCAUCCCUCAGGAUAUCCGGUGUGGUAGCAACUCCCACAUCCUCCUCUCCGGGAAUGUGCAAGGGGCAGGGCUGGGCCCCUCCUCUUUGAACAGCCUCCUACCUCUCCCGCUGAAUCUAGCUCUACUCCCCAUCCAAGCACUGACCAGGUGGGAAGAGAGACUGUGGGCCUUCUCGGCUCACCGGCUGGAGGGCCUGGGUUAGGACAUGCUCGUGCCCAGCAAGCUAGCUCUGUGCCUGUCCCCCCUCCCUCCCACCAGGACCACAGGAGAAGGAGGGCCCUGCCCCCAUGGUCCAUCAGCCUCAGCCCAUUACUCUUCCUUUGUUCCCCCCACCGGCCAUCCAAUUCUUAAGUUUUCUUUUUUUUCCUUUGAUUAAAUGCAAAAGCAAA